Molecule: messenger RNA, 9397 nt
Organism: Larimichthys crocea (large yellow croaker)
Lineage: Eukaryota; Metazoa; Chordata; Actinopteri; Sciaenidae
Gene: dlgap3
Product: discs, large (Drosophila) homolog-associated protein 3
Exons: 13
Coding region: 525-3842 (1105 amino acids)
Biological process (GO): signaling
Cellular component (GO): glutamatergic synapse; postsynaptic specialization
Molecular function (GO): molecular adaptor activity
Source: RefSeq, a predicted model, not a curated record
GUGUGCGUCCUUCUGGGAACAAACAGGACAGGUCCGGCCAUCUAACAAUGGCUCAGCUACUCAGGAAUGGACAGUACUGUGGGAACCAAGCACGGAGGUUCCCUGGGAAAGUAGGGGGAUAUUUGUAGGUAUCUAUUGUUCUUGCUGGAUGAUAGGGAUAAUGGGUGUGGGUGAUGCUGGUUGUUCCUUCUUUUUUUUUUUUUUUUUUAAGGAGGUCUAAUCCAACAUCCUGAGUGGACAGACUGGAGACGGCGUUCCCUCUGCUGCAGGAACAAUAGAGCUGUCUGCCUGCUGGAAGGGCACCACAUCCCCUGCUGAACAACCACACACACACAGAAUACAGGAAUACAGAGUGAUUGAGAGUUUAUUCAGCCGGCCAUUUCUACCUGAAGACAUGGAGGACCAUUUUCUGAUGAGACUGUGGUGAGACCGGUGCAGCCCUGUCACGUCCACAGCGCCCCCUUUCAGCCCGGACGGCCCACCACGCCCCGGCGCCUGUGAAAGGGUACCAUGUCAGCCGUAGCAUGUCCCAGCAUUCCUCCGGUGGUGGCGGAGGAGGCCCCUGCCACUGCGCGCCUGAGGACUGUGAUGGCCCGGGCAGAGAUUACUACCAGGGUCACAGCGAUGGCCACUAUUACCCUCCAGGAGGUCCGGCUGAAGCCCUGGCACUAGAGAGGCACCAUUCCCACUCACACUCACACUCCCAUAGCCACUCUGGAGGGGGAACCUUCCCGCGCUCACACCCCAGCCAGCACCCAUCUCUUCAGUCGUUUGACUCCUGCGAGGAGUGCCUAUCUUCUGGCCAUGGAGGAAAGAUGCACCGCAUUCCCCCGAAUCUGAUAGACCAGUUUGAGAAGCAGGUGCCCUUUCAUCCUGAUGGCUUCCACACACUCCAGUACCAGCGCACCACUAGUGGGGGUGCUGAGCAACGCAGCGAGAGCCCCUCACGUAUCCGCCACCUGGUCAACUCUGUCCAGCGUCUCUUUGCCAAGUCCCAUUCCUUGGAGGCACCAUCCAAACGGGAGUACAACGGCACGAGAGGAGGCGGAGACUACCGUGGUGAGAGAGGAGGAGGCCACAGGAGUGGAGGAGAGGAUGGUGGAGGCCACUACUCAGGCCACCAGCCUCGCUCCACCAGGAGGAGCAAGUCUCGAGAGCGUAGCAAGAGUGGAGACUCACGGCAUGAGUCAGGCAGACGCCACCGCAGUAGGACAGCAGGCUGGUGGAGCUCUGACGACAACCUGGACAGUGACAGCAGCUUUCUGGUCAGUGGGGGCAGACGGGGGUAUCCCACCGGACACGAGAGCCUGGAUGCAGCCAUCCAGGAGCUCACCAUGAAGAGGCCCAAGGAGCGUGGUGGUGGUGGUGGUGGACCAGGGCCAGGGCCUGGGGAGUGCAUGGCCUGCACCACAAUGGCUCUGGCUGGGAAUGAAGGAGGGGGACACCAUGGCCACCAUGGCCACUCCCUGAAAAGGAGCACCUGGUCAGCCAUGACAGUGAGUCAGGCCAGGGAGGUGUACCCUUCCACCAGGGGAGGAGGCUACGACAAAGCCCUUGUUCCUGUGGAGAGUAAGAUGAAGGAGAGGAGCUUCCACUACCUGCAGGUCCCGUCAGAAGACUGGGGAGGAGGAUAUGGCGGUGGCGUUACACCCGACAGCGGAGGGGAGAUUCCAUGCCGCCGCAUGCGGAGCGGCAGCUACAUCAAGGCCAUGGGUGAUGAUGAUAGUGCUGACUCAGACGCCAGCCCAAAAGCCUCGCCUAAGUCCACCCUGAUCGCCCAGAGGGAUGCCUUUAGAAGAUCUAUCAGCAUGGAUCAAAGGUACUCAUGUAAGCAGUGUACAGACUCCUACCCCAACAGCCGAACUACACCCAAAACCCACACCCGCUCUCGUAGUUACACCCGUUCUCUGACCAGCUCACAGCUGGGAGACACGCUGAACCGUCAGUUUGAGGCGGUGUGUGAGACCAUGUUCGGGGAGGUGGAGUCUCAAGCCGUAGAGGCCCUGGAUCUUCCAGGUGUGUUCCGCACUCGUAGCCACAGCUACGUCCGCGCCAUCCAGGCUGGCUGUUCCCAGGACGAUGACUGCCUCUCAGUCUUCUCCAUGUCGGGCCCCCAGGGAAGCAUCAAGAGCGGGGCCGUCUUUCCUUACCGUAAAGGUGCUCCUCCCCCACUCCCACCUCGCAUGUCCAAGUCUUCACUCUCAGUGCGGGCCCAGAGCAGCACCGAGUCCACCCAGGAUGCCUACUUCCAGAACAGCGGACAGUUGGCCUCAACCUCAGGCCCUGGGCGCCCAAAGCAGCACAGCAACUCUGUGGACCUGGGCAGCACUGAUGGCCCCUCAGGUCGCUCUUCCAGAGGAGGCUAUUACACCGCCACGGGCCCUGGACGUUCCCGACAGCACAGUAACUCGGCAGAGAGCCUAGAUGGGGUCAGGGGUUCGCGAGAGCUGGUGCCCUACGGAGGAGGUCCGGGUGUUGGGGUGAGGGCCAAACACAGCAGCUCUGCUGACAGUCUGCUGGAGGGGCCAACAAGGCCAGCCAGGGAGAGGGACAGCAGGGUCGGGGGGAGCCUGGGGAAGUCAAUCUCCCUGCCUCAAAACAGCAUAGUGCUGAAUAAAGCUGGGGGGCAGGACGAAGGACGUGGUGGAAGAAAGUGGAGGCCAUCCAUAGCUGUGCAGGUGGACAGCUCAGAGACUCUGUCGGACUCAGAUGCAGAUGCCAAAGCUCUCACUGAGGUCCAUUCCAUAGGAGUCCAAGUGGAAGAUGACAAAAGGCGGGCUCGUUUUAAGCGCUCCAACAGCGUGACAGCGAGCGUGCAGGCCGACCUAGACCCCGAGGGCUUCCCAGGGCUCAGCAUCGCCGUGCCAACACAGGACAAGAGUCUCCAGUUUGGCUGUUCCUUCCAAAGGCACUCGUCAGAGCCAGAGUCAGCUAGCCAGUACACAGAGUGCCACCGCACGGUCCACACACAGGGACAAUGGGCCUACAGAGAGGACUUUAUCCAGAGUGGCUAUACCACUGAGCCCUGCCCAGCAGAUCCAAGGCCCCAUCAGCACCCUCAUUUGCCUCCACGUUCUCACUCCCCCUUGCCCAUCACCUCUGAAAGAGCUUGGGCGGGGACACCAUCCCUGGAGGGCCCACGGAGCCUGCCUGACUCUGGCCGAGCCUCACCCUGCAUUAGAGAUGGAGAGUUCUUCUUACGCCUCCUGCAGACGGAGGUGGAAAGGAUGGAGGGAUGGUGCCAGAACAUGGAGAGAGAGGCAGAGGAGAACGAACUGCCUGAAGAGAUUCUUGAGUUGAUUCGAAAUGCAGUUGUCAGCGCCCAGAUGCUCAUGUCUCAGAAAGUCCAGCAGUUCUUCCGCCUCUGCCAACAAAGUGUGGACCCAUCAGCGUACCCCCAGCCCACCUCUCAGGACCUGGCAGGCUUCUGGGACCUGCUCCAGCUCAACAUAGAGGACGUCAGGGUCAAGUUUCAGGAUCUCCAGAGACUCAAGGAUUCUAGUUGGAGGCUUCCACCUGAAAAGAAGGAGGAUAAGAAGCUUCCUCCUCCUUUGCCAAAGAAGCCAGCAGGCGGGGUGAGUGGCAGCCUUCGGGCCGAUAGCAGUGGGGAUGGGGGUGCUGGAAGUGGAGGAGGUGGGUUGGGGGGCCUGGUGGUGCCUCGUCUGGGUGGACAUACCCUACCCAUCAGGGAGAAGUCCCUGGACCUCGGGGACCGUCAGAGGACAGAAGCAAGAAGGAGGCUGCUGCAAACCAAGCGUGCUGCCUCCUUCAGGCAGAACUCGGCCACAGAGAGUGCUGACAGCAUCGAGAUCUACAUCCCAGAAGCCCAGACUCGACUUUGAACACUGAGGUGUCUCUCACCCACCUCCUCACUUACUCUCACCCCUGUGAAGCUGACCCGUGGACCAAUCUCAGUCUUUUUCUGGGCCCAGUUUUGGAUCUUCUGUGGGUCAUUGCUAUUUACUCCCUACCCUCCCAUCAGCAUUGCCAUUACUUCACUUACCACAACUACAAAUUCACUUCUCAUGCUCUUUAAACAAGCAAUGAUAGCUUUUUUAGUUCUUCAAAAUUGGACAUUUUAUUGACACAGAGGCCUAGACCUGAAAUGGUAGCUAGCAGAUAUGAGUUAAAGACUUUUUUAAAGAAUUCUCUGGAUUUCUUUUUGGCUGAGAACAGACAAGAAACAGUCCACUUUUAUAACCGUAGUUGGCAGAGAUUCACGCAGUAGUAGCAUGCCUGUGCGUGUUCACCUAGCACUUCUCCAUCACUGAAAAUAAAGGGCUUAACAGGCACAAAACCUCUGUGUGUGGAGAUGACAGAAUCUGGAUCCCAUGUUGCCAUCUCCUGAAUGCCAUCUGCAACAGAAUCAACUAAUAUAUAUCCACACUCUUCACUGAUGCUACCAGUAUGGAUGAAUAAACAUGAAUUUAUUUCUCACCAUCAGUUUAAAUGCCCUUAAAGUCAUAUAGUUGGCAUUCCCCAAAGAACAUUCUCCAAGCAUAGUCAGUCAACUGCAGCUGGCUCACCCAGGUGCCAUCUGUCCACCCAGGCACCCAGUCAGAGACAAUAUAACAAUUUUCUGCCACUUUUCUUCAUUCCUCAUAUCCCAUGUAUCCCAUCGACUACCCUCAGCAUUCAGCAGUGAGGCUGUUUGAAUGUGCAAGUGCUAUUUGUACAUAGUGUGCACACUUACGUUUGCCAAAAGGAGUUUUUGCAGUGUAGCAUCACAGCCUUGACAGCUAGAGAGAGUAUCACAGACAAAAAAAAAAACUGAGAGUUUUUUUCUUUUUUUUUGUCAUCUCUGUGAAGUUUCAAGUGUUCAGGGGUGGGGAAUAUUUCGGGGGAAUAUAUUUUGGUGGCUUUUCAGGACUCGACUGAGAAGGCCCCCAUUUCACUGUGAGACUAUAGCACCACCAAGUGGUUAAAAGAGGACCCAAACCAACAACAGUGGUCUGUAGAGAGUUCUCUCCGCCUCAGUCAGGAAUUAACAGAUGCCCUGAUGAAACAGCCAUGAAAGAAGAUCUGUUUCUUUAUUACUUUUUUUUUCUACAUUUCUCUCCCUCAACACACAAUGUGUUUUCUUCUCUUCUCUUCUCUUCUCCUGAUAUAUUCAGAGUGGACUUUCCCAUGAUACGUUUGCAUAAUUGAGAAGAUAGAGCAGUGAAUCACAAAGUAAAAGAGGGAGAGAGAGAGAGCUCUGCCAAAGUCUUCAGCAGAAUCCGCUCCCUGACUUGAGGUACAAUCCUUUCAAUUUCACACGCCAGUGAUGAGAGAGGGAAUGAUUUCUCUGAUUGAAAGAAAACAAAAGGAGUCAUUUUCAACGUAGCUCCAUCCAAACCCCAAAGAGUCAUCAAAGAGAGGAAAACCAUCAGUUGUGAAAUGAUGUUUGGUACUGAUGCUGAGAUUAAGUAACACUUGCUAUGAAUGGAAUUAUACUGUUCUGUUUCUUUCCCUUCCUCAUUAUUUACUUCUUGAAAUCAUACUAUCUGAUGUUUCCACUGAACAAAGUGUAGCAUGAUUUUAAAGGCUUCUCAUUUAUCAGAACAGAUAUUUAAGUAUUUUGUAUGGAUGGUGCGUGUAGGUCUGUAUGCGUGUGUGUGUAGUUUGAAUAUGAAGGGCUGUGUGUCAUAAGGGACGUGUGAUGAAGCCCAGUGAAGACUAAAAAAAUCCAAAUCCGCCAUUUUAAAGACGAAAAAACACAAAAUGUAAGAAUCUUUUAGCAUGACCUGUUUUCUUUUUUUUCUCCUUUCUUUUCUAUUUGGAUGGAAAGUGUUGACAAAAUGGGAUAUUUUAAUGGGAGAUGUAUAUUUUAUAAUAUAAUCUACAUUUCUAGAUUAGUAGAGACUAUUGAGUACAGUAUAUGUACAAAAAGCAUAUAUCAAAUGUGAAAUACUACAGUAUUAUUAUGAUAGAUUAUAGCAUUGUGUGAUACUACAGCUGUGUGGCAUAUCCAGACUCAGUACAUGUGAAAAAGAAUUUCAAAUGACUAUUAUCUUCAGUUUGUGAGUGCUGGGUCAGGUUCACAGGGUAUAUAACUGGCAAGAGUGUUAAUUGCCAAGUAUGAUCCUCAUUAGGCCUACUUUAUAUCUGUCUGUGGUUCUAACGACAUAUACUGCUGUAUCCUCUCCCUGUAUUUCCUCUUUAGAACCAACUACAUGUGCCUAACCAGCUAUAUGUGGAGGUUUCCUUUGAACACAGUUUACAGUAUAUAUAGAAAGAUAUGUAAAUAGAAAAGUAUAAAAUCUCCAGAGAAUAUUGUUGAAGAAAAUGUUUUUAUUGUACUGACAUGCCAUUCUUUGUCUCCCUCACUCUCACUUGCAAUAUACACGUAAGACUGGCAGAUUUUGUUGAUGUUAAUACUGCAUGUUUUAUGUCAACCUCAUUUGAAAAGAUUUAGCAGAAUCUCAUUUUUGACUGAUGAAAAGGAAAGCGAAAUUUUGUAGCUUCUAAACCUUUUUGUGAGAAAAGAAAAAAAAAAACAUUGACAAGAUUUUACAGUGCAGUUAUUUCAAUGAGUCACUUCUUUGUACAAAGAGUAUAUCCUUGGAGGACAAUGAUACUGGCAACCUUGAAAAAGCAAUCAGCGUUUUGAUGUGAAUCUCAGCAGAUCAGUCUAACAGCCUCCAUGUGAAACAAGCUGCCCCUCAGACAUCAUGUUUAAUCCAUCUGCAGCAAGGUGGGUUGCAGAGAGGCCUUUUUAUCCCCUCGUCCUCAUCAAAUAAAGCACAAAGACCUGCUUUUAUACUAUUACUCCACUGUGAAGGCCUCUUGACUCCACCCUCACAAUCCUCGAACCUACAUGCAGAGGGAUGGCAAGGUCUUUCCAUUAUGAGUCAGCCUUGGGGGGACACCAGGAAUCAAAAGAGGCUUUGUGGGAUAUUUAUCCACCGUAGCAACUACUACUUCUUCAAUUCUCGCUGACUCUCUCCGCCAUACUUUUGAUCACAUGUUGAGGUGUUAGCCAGCCACCUUGCCUUGAAACAGGUCCAUUGCAAACACAUUUUUGGUGGUAUGAUUUCCAUGCUUUUUGUUGCAUAUUUUACCCAUCCAUCUGUCUGAUAUCCUUACAGUGUGAAUACAGGAGCCUCAGCUAAAAAUAGCACCUGGGUGUAUAGUUGUACAAACAUAAUCCAAGCACUCACCACCACAAGAGACGGACUCUAUACGAACCCUUUCACCUCUUUCUAGAAGUGCAAAAACUCCUCGUGGACAGCCAGACGGACAAGUCAACUCUGAGUACCUCAGUUUCUAGCAGCAGUGUCUCCAACCCCGACCCAGGCCUCUGUCCUCAGGGGAUUCUCUUAACACCACACAGCCGACGGACCCUGAAAAUACAGGACCGGAUCAGUCCCGCAGGAAUGUUGUCCAUAUUCUCUGAAUGAAAGGAGAACUCCUUUGAGCCCAGAUUCUCUAGUAGCCAUUUUUCUGAGACUGGAAAAACAGUACUGAAAGAAGUCGUGGUUGAGGCAAGAGCUCAAUUGUAGCCAACGUGUGUGUGCUGUAUACUGUACAUCUGCAGGGGGGAUGCUGUAGCAGCAGAUUUGAGUUUUAGUUAUGCAGACAUUUCGGAGAGGUAGAGCUGCUCUGGAGGAAAGGACAAAGUCACUAGUUAAACCUCGGCGUGAGAAACUAGUUUUUCUGUUUAAGAAACUAGAACUAUGAGCUGUGGCUGCCACUUCUUGUUUCAUUUCUGUCUGCAAUAUUUCAGUUCAAUUUCAAUGAACAAUAACCAAUCAACCAGUCAAUCCUGUGUGUUAGCAGUAGAAAGCUACUGGCAGCAGUAGGAAAUGUUGGGUUAGGAGUAACUUAAUAUAGCUCUGACAGCAUUAGGAGAGCAGUAAACAGUGAGGCUGAUAUCACUUAAUCUUUUGUGCAUAGGUAGGCAAUUUUAGUCCACGGCAGGACACUAAGAAUUACAAAAUGUAAAUACAUGAAAUAGAUUUUUCUGAAAAACCACAGAUAGCAACUUCCUUAAAACUUUUUUUUUUGCUUCUCCUCUCCGAGGUUUUACUUCCCUUCAUCUCCAGAGCAGCUCAAACCCCAAAAGAUGAUUAACUGAAACUCCAAUGUGCCUUUAGCACUGAGGUGUGAUUGCGUGUGUGUGUGUGUGUGUGUGUGUGUGCGCAUGUGUGCGUGCAUGUAUUUACACUGUUAUGUUGCUUUACAGUACACACACAGGUAACCAUGUGGGUCAGAGACAAUUGAGCAAUUACUGUGUAAUUAACAGAAAAAUAAUACCCUGCCACCCUCACGUUUACAAAAAAAAUUGUAAAUAACUGUUGCCAAUGGACAUUGCUCUUCUCAAUAUUAAAUAUAUUGUUAUUACAAUAUGAUUAUUAUUAGUAUGAUUAUUGUCAUUAAAAGGAUUCAUUAUUGCCAUCACUGUCAUGAUUAUAAAUGGUGUUGUCAACUAUAGCUAUGGGUAAACAUUGUUCUGUAUUCAAGAGCGAGUCUUGUGUACAAUAAAAUAAAAAUAAAAAUAGUUUAAUCUAUGGUGACAAGUCUUAAAUCGCUGCUAUUAAGAAGAUGGAGUAGAAGAAAAGCAAACUGACAUUAACUCUGGGAAGACAUUUUUCUCUGGGAUCAAUGAUGGACACUCCAAUGAGGAGUGAGAGAUCAUCAAAAGAGGAAAGUAAGCGUUGAACAGAUGGACUAAAUGGAAGAUCCAAAUGUAAGACUUUCUUUCUCCAUAUGCAUUUAUUCCACUCUGAACUCUUAGUUCUGCCAGAGAAGGAAAACAACAUAGACAUCAAACUGAUACAGACCCUGCUCUCUCUGUAUUCUACUCUAUAAUGUAGCAAAAGCUAAAUAGCCCCUCAUUCUCUACUCGCUCCUCCUCUUUCAUCACUUUCUUGUAUUUCUCACUGAACACCAUGAUUUUCAAUCAGACGGGUUUGAUACAGCGAGCUAUUCUGUCUUUAAGCUCAGCUUUAUUCUUGCGUUCUCUUGUUUUAUACGUUUGAUUCAGUGCCAAGACAGCAUAUUGUACAUACUAACAUUAAAUGCUUUUGUUGUUUUUUUUUCCUCCUAUGAAAACAAUUGACUGGAGCAUAUAGCAAUAGUGAUGCCAUUAAAUAUGAAGUUUGUUUCAUAAUGCCACCAGUAGGUACACAAGAUGCAUGAGAACACCACAGUGAAUGGGAGAUGCAGUCUGAAUAUGUGCUGGAUGGUGGUGGAGGGCACUGAGGCAGUGAAGUGUAAAUCAUGAUUCUGUUUGUUGUGUUGUGGUUCUCAUUUUGUACAUACAAAUUUAUUUAUUGAUCUUGUAUGUUUCAUGGAUCUGGAUGUGUCAAAGGAGCACGUCUGAUAGCGCUGAAGCCCAGAGAGAUGGCACACUGUGACGUGGUUUACCCCAACACAGAAUGUAACACUGUCAACGUUGUCAAAACAUUUUCUA